AAGGACGUUAAGGCUCGGAGGCUACCACGUUCUUCUUCUGACUUUCUACGCCCCAUCUCCUCCGAAACCUCUCGACGCUCUCCUCCUUUCUCUCUUUCCCCGCGAAUUUUUCCUCAAUUCGCAUCAUUUACUGAUCCAUCCGAUCCUCAUCUGAAAGAUACGAUGGCGGGACAAUGGCAAAUGAAUCGAGACGAAGAUGUGAAUCCGAACGAUUCCGAUCCCCUUCUCAAGAAGAAGGUGGAGAGCGCGGAAUCGUCUAAUGGGAGCUCGGGUGAGAUAAAGGACGAGGAAAUCGAGGCUUCUUCGGCGGUGUGUUGCCGUAUUUGCCUAGAACAUGAUUCGGAUGCAGGCGAUGAGUUAAUAUCCCCCUGCAUGUGUAAAGGUACUCAGCAGUUUGUACACCGCUCAUGCCUUGAUCAUUGGCGAUCAGUGAAGGAAAGGUUUGCAUUCUCACACUGCACGACAUGCAAGGCACAGUUCCAUCUUCGAGUAGAACUGCUGGAAGAUUAUUCGUGGCGUAAAAUUAAGUUUCGCAUCUUCGUUGCUAGAGAUGUUCUCCUUGUAUUCCUUGCUGUACAAACUGUCAUUGCUACCAUUGGUGGUUUUGCGUACUUCUUAGACAGAAAUGGAAACUUCAGAAAUAGUUUCACUGAUGGUUGGGACCACAUACUCUCAAAGCAUCCUAUACCCUUCUACUACUGCAUAGGGGUGGUGGUUUUCUUUGUGCUGCUUGGGUUUUUCGGGCUCAUAUUGCACUGCUCGUCUUUCAAUAACAACGAUCCAUGCAUGGCUGGAUGCCGCAACUGCUGCUAUGGGUGGGGCAUUCUUGACUGCUUCCCCGCUUCCAUGGAGGCUUGCUUUGCCCUAGUUGUUAUCUUUGUCAUAAUUUUUGCCAUCCUUGGAAUUGCCUAUGGUUUUCUCGCGGCAACUAUGGCCAUUCAAAGGAUCUGGCAGAGGCAUUAUCAUAUCCUGACCAAAAGGGAGCUCACAAAGGAAUAUGUGGUCGAGGACCUCCAUGGUUGUUACACGCCGCCAAAGUUGGAUACGGAGCAUGAAGAACGUCUGAAAAUGCUGAAACUUCUGUAAGGAUAAUUGGGUUGAAUAUGUACAUUCACUUUUCAAGUCGAAAAGCGUAGUGCUACGCACUGUAAAUGUUGCAUCAACAACCUACUAUUAAAAUUGCAAUUUCUGGGUGUCGUUUCCCUUUCAGCUUUUCGUUGUCAAAUAACCUCGUUGGGCAUAAUAUACUAAACAAACGAUGUACCAAACUGCUUCUGUGGGUAAUAUCCAGCUGCUUAAAGCACUCUGAAUUUGGGAAUUUACCCAAGGUUUACAUUAAGCCUUUCGGGUCACCCCCAACCUUUGCUGCGUCAAUGUGGGCAAGUAAUCAAGUAGUUACUUGGCCUAACGUUUGUUAUGGCAAAUACUCCUGGAAUGUUACUAUUGUUUAACUGCAUGGUUUGUUAUAAAUUAUGUUGUACCAUGACAACGCCUCUCGUGUUUCAGAUUCUUGAGGUGGAAAUA
This is a messenger RNA of Ananas comosus (pineapple), 1524 nucleotides long. RefSeq lists its product as uncharacterized. The transcript is spliced from 7 exons. Gene Ontology annotation, molecular function: zinc ion binding. Bases 163 to 1086 code for a protein of 307 amino acids. The record is from RefSeq and is a predicted model, not a curated record. Lineage: Eukaryota; Viridiplantae; Streptophyta; Magnoliopsida; Poales; Bromeliaceae.